Girardinichthys multiradiatus is the source of this 1662-nucleotide messenger RNA. Its product is annotated as gastrula zinc finger protein XlCGF57.1-like. The record is from RefSeq and is a predicted model, not a curated record. NCBI's taxonomy places the organism in Eukaryota, Metazoa, Chordata, Actinopteri, Cyprinodontiformes, Goodeidae. Bases 1 to 1413 code for a protein of 470 amino acids. The transcript has 2 exons.
AUGUCUUCUCCUCAGCCUCAGAGGGAGUUUGUCAGCGAUCAGUUAACUCCUGGUGAUGAAGAGUUUGAAGAAGUCAUCGUGAAAUCAGAGGAAGAGCUCGAUGAUCAGCCCAGUCUGCUGGAUUUCACCCGAAGAGACCUCCACCAGAAUGACGUUUGGAAGGAGGAGGCUCUCGCUGACCAUCAGCGCCGUACCCAGAUGAGGAACUCCGGUUUGAAUCAGGAGGAGCCAGAACUUCUGCAGAUGAAAGAGGAGCAGGUUGAAUUUGGACAUCUGCAGAUAAAAGAGGAGGAGAUGGAUUUCCUCAUCAGUCAUGAUGAAGAGCAGCUUGUGCUGAAGGAAGAAUCGGAUGAGGAACGCUUUAACCCUGAGCCAGAACCAAACUGGUACCGACUCGUCUCCCCGGACUCUCCUGAAACUGAUAACCAGGAUCAGGAAGGAAGCAAUUUGGACAACUUGGGGUCUAAGAUUUAUGAAGAGCAAAUUCUAAAUGAGCAGGAUCAGACAACCAGACAGCAUAACCAGUAUUCUGAAAGCUCACAACAAGAAGUACACAGUGUUCACAAAGAUAAGAAACAUUAUUCUUGUAAAAUGUGUGAUAAAAGCUUUUCUCAAAAUAGUAACCUGACUAUCCACAUGAGAAGUCACACAGGGGAGAGGCCUUUCUCAUGUAAGACCUGUGGCAAAGGUUUUACCACAAAAUCUAAUUUAACCCUUCACCUGAGAACUCACACAGGUGAAAAGCCUUUUCCAUGCGUGACCUGUGGAAAAAGCUUCAGUCUAAAAUGUAUUUUAACUGAGCACAUUAGAACCCACACAGGGGAGAAGCCUUUUCCAUGUUUGGCCUGUGAAAAAAGUUUCCCCUCAAAAAACCAUUUGAAUAAGCAUCUCAGAAUUCACACGGGUGAGCGGCCUUUCUCAUGUACGACAUGCGGAAAAAGGUUCAGUCUUAAGUGUAAUUUAACUGAACACAUGAGAACUCAUACAGGUGAGAAGCCUUUUCAGUGUCUGGCCUGUGAAAAAAGUUUUAACUCUAAAAAUCAUUUGAAUAAGCACCUGAGAAUCCACACAGGCGAGAGGCCUUUUGCGUGCAUGAUCUGUGGAAAACGGUUCGCUCAGAAAAGUUGUUUAACGGAUCAUAUGAGAACUCAUACAGGUGAGAAGCCCUUUCUUUGUCAGAUGUGUAAUAAAGCCUUCAGCCUAAGAAAUAGUUUUAAUAACCACAUGAGAACCCAUACAGGCGAAAAGCCUUUUUCAUGCGAUACUUGUAGAAGAACGUUCAGUUUAAAGAGCCGUUUGAAUAGACACAUGAGAUCUCACACAGGCGAGAAACCUUUUACAUGUAAUGCAUGUACAAAAACAUACAGCCUGAAAAGUAGUUUGACUAAACACAUGAAGACUCACGUAGACUAGAAGCACUUCUUCUAAAUGAGGUGAAGAAUGAUGUUAGCAAGAUGGAAACUCCGAACGUUUAAUGCUCUUUUGCUUGUCAACUUUGUGGAAAAUAGUCACGUUCAUUUGACUUGAAAUCUUGCAGAUAACAAUUUGACUUUUUUUAAUGCUUAGAUUUUGGGGUUAAUUGUUAAACUAAAGUCUGAAAAGGCCAGUGUAAAAAGCUUUGUUCUGACAGCAAAACUAGAUUAAAACUGUUUUUGUCAUUUG